UCGUUACCUAAAUUGCGUAGCACUGACUGCGUGUUUUUAGUGUCCUGAUCCUUUUUGCAGCGAGAAGGCAGAAGACUAAACGUUUUGUUUUUCUUAUGACUUUGUCGCUGUCGUUUCAGUGACGUGGAUCGCUAGUUGUUCGCACGGCUCGAGAUGCGCGCGCCACUCUACAGACUUUCUAGUGUUUUGUUGAUACUGUUCAACCUAAGGUAUUCUGUCUUACUCCGGACGCCAAUACAAGAUAAGGUUGUCCUUCGUGUGAUAAACGACGGUAUUGAUGAAGGUGCUACAGCGUUGCUACAGUGCAUGAUGAGCACCAAUCCCGAAGUUCCAGCAAACGUCAACAAAUGGUUGUUUCGACGUCGAGAGUUGUCCAUGUCUACUACAGGACGAAUCUCAAUUGAUCGGUCUGCAACAAAGCACCGACUAUUCAUAAAACAGGCUCUUUCAUCAGACAGUGGAGAGUAUAGCUGUCUGGUUGACAUCAAUGGGACUAAGGUCAAAGCAUCAGCACCUUUGAAAGUUUAUUGCCCAAUUCAGACUGAGACUAUGCCAGUCACCCAAGCUGUGUUGGGUGAAAAUGCAACUAUUACAUGUGGUGGCACGUGCUAUGAUUAUAUCUACUGGAGAAGGAAUGGAGCAAUGUUGAAUAGAGGAGACAAGUACAUGAUUUCGAGACAAAACGGUUCAUUUCUACACAUAAAUAAUGUUUCUCGUACCGAUAAUGGUACGUAUUCGUGUAUUUACUUUACUGGAUCUGGCAAAUUAAAAAAUGCAAUUCAACAAGUUGAACUGUCUGUAUUGAUUCCAACUAAUCGUGUUACAAUUGCAACAUCUACCUUUACUAAAUCUCAAGUCGGUCAUUACAUUGAGAUCGUGUGUCAAGCCAAUGGCUUUCCUCUACCAGAAUCAGUCACAUGGUACAACAACUCACAUGUCAUCAAUCCAUCUGAUAAAGUCACAACAACAUAUAAUACUUCAACUGGAAUUGCAAUACUCAGACUGACAUCACUGACUCGUUUUGAUUCAACUGUCAUUCAGUGCACUUUUAGACAAAAACUACUUGGAAAGCUUUAUACAUUUAGUAAUAGUUCUCAACUUAGAGUUACAGGAAAACCUGAUGCUCCCAGUGAUGUACAUCUCCACCUCUCUCUAAAAGUAGACAAUUUAUUGAAAGUGCGGCUAAAAUGGAAGCCGCCUUUGUACCACGGUGGACUUCGUAUGUUAGCUUAUCGUAUAUUAUAUUGGGAUAGACGUUUAUGUGGUCUUAAUUGGCAAGACUGUAAGAGCAUUAACGAACACUGGAUACUUGCUGAAAGGCAAGCGUAUCUCAUGUAUAUGAAGCUUCCUCAUGCAGAGAUGUGCUUUGCUGUGCAGUCUGUCAACGGUGAAGGUCUCAGUGCUGCAAGUAUGAUUAAGUGUACGUUUAAUAUGGAUGAGGAUGUACAACCCACUCCCACAAGCUCAAACUCAAUAACACCAUCUGAUAUCAGUAUCGAUGUUACUUCUGAAUUUCCGUCAUUAGCUCCCACUCAUCGUCCAGUAUCACAAAACUUCCAGUUUGCAUUCAGGAAUAUUAAGGAACUAUGCAGUCACUUAUUCACGGUCAACAAAGUUACUAUGAAAUCUGCUCUAGUCAGAUACUUUACAUUAUUUGGGCGAAUGCCUGUGGCAUUCACUGAUAUAAGAAAUGAGUCACUAGCAGUACUAGGUGGUCUCGUGUAUUACCAAGGAACGUUGGUCCAUGCCCAAGCUGACGUCAUUCUUAAAACAGUUUCAGAAUAUGUUGAAAAUGGAAAUGGGAAACAACGUCUUUUUGUGUCAGAUAAUUAUUUGGAGUUUCUUUCUUCUUGUCCUGUUGCAAUGAAUGGCCAACACAGCAGUUGUACAUUCAAUGCAAACGAUGCAGCCACACUGAACUGUAGCUUAUUAAAAGACGAAUCACUGCCGAUCUGUUCGGAGUCUGUGAUGUCAUCGCAACUGAAUCUGUAUCUGUUCAUAGCUUGUGGUGUCGUUGUGUUCCUUCUUAGUACAUGUUUGUUGAUAUCUUGCUGUUACAUACAACUUCUGAGGAAGAAACUAUCGAAGGUUGACCUUCAUCCUGUGGAUGAUGCUAAACAGAAUGUCACGAAACAGCUAACAACAUUCAAGCAAACAGAUGUGCAAACUGUAUUGAAUCCAUUGAAUUCAGUUUCUUCCAAGAGACAAGAUAGUUUAGAUUCAGCUAUUGGUGAAGUCAAUAGAGUGUCAUCAUCAUUAACAUCGUCAUCAUCAUCACCACCAUUAUCAGAUUCAGUUGUGGCUGGUGAUGUAUUUCAUGGUGAUCAAAUGGAUAAUGCAAUACAAAAAGACGUUGUUUGUUAAGUCUUGAUUGCCAGUUAAGUGGCAGCUGGAAUUUUUGAUUGUCAGGAUUGAGACAAUCAAACUUGUGUAGACUUAAUGAUUAACUUCUGUAGCAGUAGAAUGAACCUCGUAUAUACAAUUGCUUUACAGGUGAUCGAGAUAGCUAGAGGUAGCUUAGGAUGGUCGUGCUUGUGACCAUAUGAUGAUAUGUAUCUCAAGAGAGGUAGAGUCUUAUUAUACUAAAUGUUUUAGAGCUUUAUAUACAUGAUUUGCACAAUUUCUAUGGGUUUUUUGUAGGCCUAGCUGCAUGGAUGCUGACAUGCUGUACUUGUCCUUCAUAAACACAAUACAGUCAGGCUGCAACCAUUGCGCCUGCCAUACGAUCGAGUUUACAGUGAUGAAGCUGUACAGUGCAUGAUCUCAUUACAUUUACAGUCCUCUAGAAGUCUACGUAUACGUCUGACGAAAUUGAAACACAAAUGCUAGAGCUUAGUUGUGCUUCUCGGUGUAUGCAUCUCUGGAUCUGCGUCACAUCGAUAGAGGAAC
Corticium candelabrum is the source of this 2889-nucleotide messenger RNA. RefSeq lists its product as uncharacterized. The record is from RefSeq and is a predicted model, not a curated record. Gene Ontology annotation, biological process: homophilic cell-cell adhesion; synapse organization. The coding region runs from base 154 to 2364 and encodes 736 amino acids. NCBI's taxonomy places the organism in Eukaryota, Metazoa, Porifera, Homoscleromorpha, Homosclerophorida, Plakinidae. Gene Ontology annotation, cellular component: neuronal cell body; axon; plasma membrane. Gene Ontology annotation, molecular function: axon guidance receptor activity; protein binding. The transcript has 6 exons.